Messenger RNA from Liolophura sinensis, 2370 nucleotides. RefSeq names its product AP-5 complex subunit mu-1-like. The coding region runs from base 220 to 1716 and encodes 498 amino acids. The transcript has 13 exons. Gene Ontology annotation, cellular component: lysosome; AP-type membrane coat adaptor complex; cytosol. Gene Ontology annotation, biological process: endosomal transport. NCBI's taxonomy places the organism in Eukaryota, Metazoa, Mollusca, Polyplacophora, Chitonida, Chitonidae. The record is from RefSeq and is a predicted model, not a curated record.
CAGCUACGAAUCUACGGCUAAAAAUAAAUAGUUGUGUAGGAGGUAAACAGGCACGUGUGAUUUGAUGUUCAACUUCAAGAUGUACUUGUAGGCGUAGAAAGCUAAUUAAAAUCACACUUCUAUGCUCUAAAAAUGGAGGGAAGGAGAACCUGUUGUUAAUUUAAUAACCACAGUAUUGACAUUAGAUGGACACUUUCUUCACGAAUACACCUGUAGAAAAUGAGUGUGCGGGGUGUGUGGGUUAUUUCACAGGCUGGAGUCAGUGAUGGAGGGCGUCUGCUUUUUUCGAGACGUUUUCCUACAGUUGAAAAGCGUUCAAGGAUGGUAGAUGGCAGUGAUUAUGUUCCAGUUCCUAACAAUCAAGAGUUUGUCAGUAAUCUUUGUACAGAAUUAGGCUUGAAAGGAAAGGCUGGGAAGUUUCUUUCAAAGAGAGACAGCUGCCUGAAAAUAGACCAGAAGCCAAUCUUUGAAGUGAUCACGAGUCAUGGAAACUUGUGGCCAGUUUUGGUUGUUGAGCAGUUUGGUGUCUUAUUCUGCUGCAUCCCCCUAGUGGAGCAAGGCUGUUCAGGCAGACCUCCUGCCAUACAGAUUCCAGGGUUAUCAGCUGGAUUUACCCUCCUCUUGGGCAUGGCAGACUGCUUGGGACCUGUGUCAAAGUUAGAUGAGAAGUCACCCAAAUUUGAGGAACUGUCAUUAUUCCUGAGUCAGGCCGCCUCCUUUGGACGUGUCCGCGAUGUGAGGGUGUCUUCUGUGACAGCUAAGCUACUAAGCAGGGGGACAACUCUGUCAAAGCAAACAGUGCAGCCAGCUUGGAAGCCUGUCUUACACAAGGGAAAGAACCAGGUGUACUUCAAUAUCAGAGAGCAGAUCCGGGCAGUUCAGUACGACAACGCCAGCAUCGCUGACCAGUGGAACCUAUACGGGACCGUGACAUGCCGGGCAGAACUGGAGGGGGUGUUGCCAGAGAUUACAUUAAAUGUGACCCACAUGUCAGACGCGCCGGCCCUGCCUCUGGACUACCUGCUGACUCACCCUUGUGUACAGAGUGCUGAGGCUCAAGGGCUUGACCCAGAUGAUUUGAACAGAGGAGGCCGAGCGAUGCCCCGCAGACUGAGAUUCACGCCCCCUGUGGACACAUGUACAGUUUGUCGUUAUGCAGUCUCCAGCCUAAUGGAGCUGCCGAUCAAGGGAUUGUAUCAGAUGAGGAUGGAAGACAGGGUUUCCAAUUUGGAGGUGAAACUUCAACUUAAUGAACGAGUGAAGAAUGCAUUUGACUACUGCGAACUUCAGCUGCCUUUCUUUAACAGAGGUGUGAUUCAGACUUAUGACUGUUCUGCAUCACAGGGAACAGUCUUGCUUUCACCGGACAAGCGGAUUGUUGUGUGGAAUAUAGGUUCCCGGUUUCCUCCGAAGACAUUAGAAGUGACCUUGACCUGUACCCUACGCUUCAGUGACCCGGGUCAGAGGUCAGCGGCCAUGUUUGAGGACCCGUUCUGUGUGGGCCAGAAUGCUUAUGCUCAGCUUUAUUUCAAAAUACCAGACUUCAGUCAUUCUGGAUGUUAUGUGGACCCCAAAUCAGUACAGGUGUCACCAAGCACAAAGUUCAAGUUAACCACAGAAAGAGAGUAUUUGUCAGCAGAAUACAAGAUAUGGAAUUCUCAUGGUGAUUCACUGAUGGUUUUCCCUCCACCAACCUUCCCUCUGGAUGCAUCUUGAUACGGGCAGGAGUAUGCAAGAAAAACCUCCCAGCAGAUUUUACUGGAAUAAAUGUUCGUACACAUAGCAAAUCUUUUGUGCAAUAAGGGGAAAAUACAGGCUCCGACCGGCAGGGUCAAUAAAGACACGAUUCUUGAAUGUAUGUGUUAGCUGUCUAAUGAUUAGUUUGUUACAGUGCAGGUUUAUAUGGAAUAGGGAGGAAUGUGUUUAAGGAGAGAUGGGGUCGAUGGGAUGUCCUUUAAUAGAGAUUUUGGGGAAUGCUCUGUAAAUGAUGUCUGACAGAGAACUGAUUUUGAGUAUGGUCAAAAUAUCAAUCAGAUAAUUAGAUAAUAGUUCAUUGUUUAAAAUUGAAUAGCCUGAUCAUCUUUAAUAUACUUCAGGUGGAUGAUUACUUUGUCAGUUUAUACAAAACACCAUACAGUGUUUUUCUGUAACUGUUCUUAACAAUAACUUUCAAACACCUGGAUGUGAAAUUCAGUAGAUUUGAUUAUAUUGUUUCUACACUGUGGACAAUUUUGUUUACAGUGAACCAGUUUGAAGUGCUUGUAGACAAACACUUAAAGAUGUACUCUAUUAGAAUAUGCCUUCCUUUCAAUCUUGAUUUGAGCCUAAUGCAUUGUUGAAUCGAAAUAAAAGUCAGGAGAUCAGUUUAGC